Salmo salar (Atlantic salmon) is the source of this 2322-nucleotide messenger RNA. RefSeq names its product T-cell leukemia homeobox protein 3. Gene Ontology annotation, molecular function: DNA-binding transcription factor activity, RNA polymerase II-specific; RNA polymerase II cis-regulatory region sequence-specific DNA binding. NCBI's taxonomy places the organism in Eukaryota, Metazoa, Chordata, Actinopteri, Salmoniformes, Salmonidae. Gene Ontology annotation, biological process: regulation of transcription by RNA polymerase II; animal organ development. Gene Ontology annotation, cellular component: nucleus. The record is from RefSeq and is a predicted model, not a curated record.
CAAUGGAUGACCGAAUGGCAAGAGUUAGGCAGAAGGGGUGUCUCGACAGCUGCUAAAAUCACUCCAGACUCACUGCAACGGAGCUAUCUUUCCCAAUUAAUAUUCAUGUUUAGCACAGUCAACACUUCAUUUUGUUACAUAUUUUGAUACGAUGAUGUUGAGUCGGCAAUGGCCUCUGCCUUUGUAGAUGUUGCAAUAACAAUGCCAGAGAAGAGAGCCGGUAUCCGCUUCACGGGAACUUGGGAACUCCUCAAAUUGAAGACUUGGCUGUAAGUAGUCUGGCUAACUAUUUUUUACAUGACCAAUAGCCUACUCAUCUCUAUCGAUUAAUGUGCAAGUAAAUAUGUUAAAGAUCAUGCUACAAGGUGAUGGAUAUGCAUUUUAAGACUCCCCCAGAAUCUAUCCCGAUGGAUUAUUAACAGUGCAUUUUAGACUACUCCAGUUCUAUAUCUUCUGGACAGAUAAUGGAAACGCUUCGGACGGUGUUGCUCGCGCACUGCUCAAGGAAGUAUAUUUAAGCUAAAAAAUCUGAACACAGACGGGGGCAUCAUUUCUGCAUCCGAUACUGCGACGAUAAGGAAAACAAAUAGCAUACUUUUCAUCAACACAUGAGACGUUUUGAGACGCUAAUAUGAAUACAACAAUGGAGCACACUGGAAUUGAAGAGGUAAACCAGACGCACCAGCAGCACGAGCCCAUCAGCUUUGGAAUAGACCAGAUUCUGAACAGCACGGACCAGUCUAGCAGCUGUAUGCUGCCCAACCGAACCAGCGACACGGAUUACACGCUUGCCCCAAACGUUUACACCAAUGGCUAUAACAGCGUCUAUAACCCGGCCUGCUCUAUGGCGGCUGGACUCGCAGGUUCCUAUAACGUGAAUAUGAACAUGAAUGUCAGCAUGAACAUGAACGUUAACGUUAACGGUGGGAACGCCGGUGGUGUUAUCAGGGUGCCAGCUCACAGACCCAUGCCACCGAAUCCACAUCAGCCCCCGCCUACCCAUCCACCUGGCCUCGCGGGCGGCAUCACCUCAGUGACUUCAAUGCCAAGUAUGGGAAAUGCGGCAAACUUUACCUUCCCGUGGAUGGAGAGCAGUCGAAGGUUCGCAAAGGACAGACUCACUGCGGAGCAGGCAGAGGACAGACAAGCAGGAGACCCCAGUGGGAGGCCAGGAGCCCCCCCGGCCCUGCCAGGCCUCUGCCCUCUCCCCAAGGGGGACAUCGGCAGGGUCCCUACCUGGAGCUCUAUGGAGACAUUAGCCAAACACUAUUACCCCGAACUCGCUCACCUGCGAGACACUGGCCCAUUUGCAGACUAUCCCUUUCGAAAGGGUACUUGUCCAGCGGCCCUUUCUCCCUUCUCGGUGACCCGGCGCAUCGGCCACCCCUAUCAGAACCGGACGCCACCCAAAAGAAAAAAGCCCCGCACCUCAUUCAGCCGUGUGCAGAUCUGCGAACUUGAGAAACGCUUUCACCGACAGAAGUACCUGGCAUCGGCGGAGCGCGCCACCCUGGCCAAGGCCCUGAAGAUGACGGACGCACAGGUCAAAACCUGGUUCCAGAACAGGAGGACAAAAUGGCGGAGACAGACAGCCGAGGAGCGCGAGGCAGAGAGACAGCAGGCCAACCGUCUGAUGCUGCAGCUCCAACAGGAGGCCUUUCAGAAGACCCUGAGCCAGCCCCUGCAGCAGGACCCCUUGUGCCUGCACAACUCCUCCUUGUACGCCCUACAGAACCUACAGCCCUGGGCGGAGGACAACAAGAUCAUAUGUGGACUUCUUGGCGUGGACAGACAUACAUUUAGUUCCACUGAAAUGGACAAUGAUCAAUGAGUCUUCUAAGUUUUUUCAGACCUGAUUCUGUCAAGUAAUUUUCCUACCUUACACUAGAUUUUCACUCUCCCUUCAGCUGUCGGUCUAAACAGAGGACGGAGCUAAAUCCUACCAGAAAUCUAACGGACACAUCAGUAGAUGCCUACCAUCAAGACUGUCCUGUUGCCAACAGGGAAGCACUGACUCUCAGCCAUAUGGCAACAAACCUGGAUCUGAUUCCUUUAACUGGAUCGGAUUCCUCUAACUGGAUCUAAUUCCUUUGCGUUUGGCUUUGUACAAUGUAGUAAUGCAUGUUUCCGAUAUUUCUGUGUGCACUUGGAAUUGCCGUUGAAGUCACCAGCUUUCCAGGUGGAUCCCUUCCCUGACUGCAGUUUGCAAGUGGUAUUGUGGAAUAUCUCUUCGAGGAUUCCUCAUAACUUACUACAUUUAAAGGUGUUUUAUAUUAAAUGAUAUUGUGACUUUUUGAAAAGAUGAUCAAAAUUGAAAGCCUC